Messenger RNA from Scophthalmus maximus (turbot), 5603 nucleotides. RefSeq names its product inositol 1,3,4,5,6-pentakisphosphate 2-kinase (gene ippk). The record is from RefSeq and is a predicted model, not a curated record. Bases 167 to 1657 code for a protein of 496 amino acids. Gene Ontology annotation, biological process: inositol phosphate biosynthetic process. Gene Ontology annotation, molecular function: ATP binding; inositol-1,3,4,5,6-pentakisphosphate 2-kinase activity. The transcript has 14 exons. Gene Ontology annotation, cellular component: nucleus. Lineage: Eukaryota; Metazoa; Chordata; Actinopteri; Pleuronectiformes; Scophthalmidae.
GGUAGGCGGCUCGGUCUUCCGGGGCCGGGCAGCAGCGGCGGUACUCGGUGCUCCGAGCACUUCUCGAGUUACUGCUACUUGUACCCGUCGGAGCACUUGUGUGCUGUCGCCGCCUGCCACCGACCGGCCUUUUUCACGGGAGCUCGGCUUUGUCGUCGUCGGCGGGAUGGAGCUGGACAAAAUGGACGAGAACGACUGGCGGUACCACGGCGAGGGGAACAAGAGCCUGGUGGUCUCACACGUACAGCUCUCCAGAGUUCUGCGUCUGCUCAAGUAUCCGGCCGAGGACUCUGAAAACCCACCGCAGACACCGGAGCAGGCCUUCAGGCAGAUCCAGAGCAUCGUUGACUUCAGCUCCAAAGUGAUGAGCAGCCUCCUGGGAGAGAAGUUCAUCCACAGCGGGGAAGUGGUCAAACUGCCGCUGGAGUUUGUGCGACAGCUGUCGAUCAGAGUUCAGCAUCAGAGACCAGCAUGGCGUUGUGAUAAGGUGAUGGACAUCUACAGUGGCUGUGCUCUCUGUCUGCCCAACCUGACGUCUCCAGCUCUUCACCAGCCAACACACACUCCUCCGCUCUGCAUCGAGAUCAAGCCCAAGUGUGGCUUCCUGCCGUCCUCCAAACACGUCAGCAAGGAUAUCAAGACCAAAGUGUGUCGCUUCUGUAUGCACCAGCACUACAAGGUGGCCAAUGGGAAGUGGAAGAGACGCAGUCUGUACUGUCCUCUCGACCUGUUCUCGGGGAACAAGCAGAGGAUGCACUUUGCCAUCAGACACCUCAUAGAAGAACCUCAGAACAACUUCAAAAUCUUCAAGGGCGGUCAGUGUAUCUACAGUAGUAAAGAAGGCAGUGACGACUCCAUGGACCUGAACUCUCUGCUGCAUCAUCUCAGACCGUACUUCCUGUACGGAAACAACAGAAUCAACAGUCACGUGACCGGCAAGGCCGUCGUGAACGACUUCAUCCAGGUGCUGGUGAACGCCCUGCUGAGCGGCGGAGGAGGAGAUGGAGGUGUGGUGACGGACAGAUGUGGAGAGGGGCGGAGCUUCUGUGAAGCCAGUCUUUUCAACAAGGAGAGGAUUCGCCAUGGCUCUCAGGGUCUACCCAGCGACAGUGUCUUGUCCAGGAUCCUUCAGACUCAGAUGUUGGACACGCUGGACAUCGAGGGGCUUCAUCCUUUGUAUCGCCGAGUGGAGCAACACCUGCAGGAUUUCCCCAAGGAGAGAACUCGUCUUCAGAUCGACGGGCCGUACAACCAGGCCUUCCUGGAGAAGCUGCAGAAAUGCCCGGCGGAGGACGACGGCUCUGUGGACUUCGCCGUCGCCAAGGUUCAUCAGUACCGCGUUGCCAUGACGGCCAAGGACUGCUCCAUCAUGGUGGCCCUGGUGCCCGGCCCCGAGGAGGAAGAAGAGGAGGAUGAAGGUCAGAGGUGGCUCAGAGACUUCCUCUCCUCCAGACCUCCUGCCUUCUCCUACUCCGUCUCCAUUUUGGAUCUGGAUCCAAAGCCGUUCGACGGGAUCCCUCGCCAGCUGCGUCUGGACCAGAGGAUCGUCUCCUGCUACUCCAGGACGGGCGCAGCGGCGCCGAAGGCCUCGCUGCCCCCGCCGCCGCCACCGUCCGCAGAGAGGGACGACUGCACUCUGCUCUUCCACCCGGUGUGAAGGCACCCCCACCCCCCCACCCCCCAUCCCCGAGCGGAGCCAAGGCGCCCCCUUGUGGGCAGACACUAUCUAAUGCCAAGCGAAGGCCUCCUCACAAUGAGGAGAGAGAGACAGAGAGAGAGAGAGAGAGACGCCACGUCGAUUCAAAAGUUCUAGAAUAUUUAAAGAGCAGAGCUGUUUAUUCACUGCAGCACUUUCUCCUCCACACUCGGCUCAUGACAGGAAUCGACCUCUGGUUCCUGUUGAUGCUCAGCCCAAAAAAGAAAACACAAAUCAGCGUAUGAAUCACCAGGCGUUUAAACGACUUCCAGAUUAUUUUCCUUAUGAGAUUCAAAGAGCAGUGGCGAUGUCUCACUCCUGUGCGGAGGCGAAUCCCACGGUCGCUGCUCGGCUCUGUCACGGCUCAUAUUUAUGAGAACUCGUCACGUCACCCGCUACGACCUCGGUUCUUUCUCUUGGUGACGAGGGUCGAGGUUGAAGGAUCGGUUCACAGUCAAGUCUUGAAAUUGUUGUCAGGCUCACGGAUUCACGUAGAAAUUGGUUUGAUCUUGCUGUGAUCAUUUCAACCGUCCGUCACGAGAUCGUCGCCUCACGCUCGUCCAACGUGACAAGGGGGAAGUUAAUGAGGCUUCAGCGUUUUUGAGAUGGUGUCUUAUCAAAUGAACAGAUGUCAACAGUCUUGUCAUACGACACAGCGGCAGAGGGAAAACAAAGAGGAAAUUUGUGUCUCAAAAGAAUUGAAACUAGUUUUUAAUCAUGUCCCACAGAAUUAAAUCCGUGUGGCAGCAGCUGAUGAGGGAGGAGUCAGGUCCUUCUUCCAUUCCACCUGUUGGCAGCUGAAGCUUUAUGAGCGACAGUGAUGGAUCGAUUACUCAAAACAUCUUGUGUGUUAUUAUGUGAAGUGUAUGGAAACAUGGUCUCAUAUGUUUGUGUCUCACUCUGACUCUGGUUGUGUCACGUGAAAGGAAACAUGAAGGUUUCAUUUUUAAAGAGGGUUAUGCUUAUGAUUAUUAUCAUAAAGAACAGCAGCCUCUCUUGUUUCAUGUAACCUUCCAGAGGUGCAGUAUUUUUUCAGUAUAAAUUUCCUCCUUUGUUUUUCCCUCUGUGCCAGAUUUUGUUCUAAAAAUAUCGACUCACUUCGUCUGGACACAAACUGCCGAAGCCUCACGUUCGAGUUGUGUGACGGUCAAAGUGAGGAAACCAACAUGGACGCUUGAGUGUCGUGAACUCGUCCUUUAACCUCCCGAUGGUCGGUUGUUAUGGAAACAAAACUUCUGGUUGACAAUUUUUUAUUUUAUUUUUAUAAACGUGAUGGGGUGAAAAUUGGGUUGUCAAGAUACGUGUGUGUGUGUGUGUGUGUGUGUGUGUGUGUGUGUGUGUGUGUGUGUGUGUGUGUGUGUGUGUGUGUGUGUGUGUGUGUGUGUGUGUGUGUGUGUGUGUGUGUGUGUGUGUGUGUGUGUGUGUGUGUGUGUGUGUGUGGGGGGGGGGGGGGGGUUCCAGGUUGUUUAGCCUCAGCGCGUUAACAGUUACCUUGGUUACAGCCACAGGAGGGAGGGAGGGAGGGGCGGAGUCUCAGCAGACGGUCGUAGCCGCUGAGACCUUUCCUGAUCCUGUGAUUGGAUGGUGGAAGUUUUUCAGUCUGAUGGAGAAUUUUCUGCUUCUCUCUGUCGUUUGUGGAUGGUCAGUCAGAACGUAACGUCAAAGCGACGACAUGAAUGGCUUUUUUUUUUCCUCCUUAAAAGUACACUAAACAAUUUUAUUAAUCCAGAAAAUAACCAGAUUAAUUGACGGUAAACGUUAGUUUCGGUGCUGCAGCGUUUUGUUUAGUCGCUAAACCUCCAUGAAGCAGAAGCAAUGACGUCACGACGGUGAUGCGACGUCCUCUUUGACUGAAGACUAAUAUGGCGAGAGCAGGGGCUGCUGGGUAACGGACGGAGCGUCGUGCUGCUGCCCUGCUGGUUGUUGUUGUGCCACAAGUGGCUUUUGUCGUGCGUUCGUCUAUUUAAUUUUUUUGUCCAUGUGCCUAAAUGUUCUGGUUGAACUGGAGGACUGUGUGUGUGUGUGUGUGUGUGUGUGUGUGUGUGUGUGUGUGUGUGUGUGUGUGUGUGUGUGUGUGUGUGUGUGUGUGUGUGUGUGUGUGUGUGUGUGUGUGUGUGUGUGUGUGUGUGUGUGUGUGUGUGUGUGUGUGUGUGUGUGUGUGUGUGUGUGUGUGUGUGUGUGUGUGUGGUGAUUCACUUUGUUACAGGCUGCGUUCACAGCUCAGAUCUCCAGUUCGUCUCCGUUCACGAUGACAUCAGAUCACGCGGAUGCAGCCUCGAACUCUCAGUACCUCCAAAUCCUGACGAUCCGAAAACCGAAGCGCAGCGAUGCGUUCAGGGGCGCUGGGAGGUUUCUGAGGACGGUGAUGUCAUCGGGUGGGUUGAGGCUUGUUGAGCUUGACCCCGUGACCACGCCGUCCUCUUGAACCAGCAGCGCUCGUCGAGGCUUCGGAUAAACUGGUAACACUUGACUUUAGUUCCUCUGUUUACAGCGUCCACUCUCCAGCCUCCGUCGGCCAAUCAGACGUCUGAAAAAACAAAUCACACUACGAGGCCGAAACCUCAGGCGGUGGAAAAACUCCUCCACACUCCACUCGGCCGUGUUCUCCCUGGAACCCUGUCAGGUGUUGUUGUCAAACGCUGAUGAAUCCAAAGAGAUUUUCAUGGCAACAAUCACAAACUCAGUUUGACCUUUGACCCUUCACAUCACGGCCACAUGUCGACGUCCGUCUGAGGUUUUGGAGAAGCGACAGGCUGGAGAGUGAACAGCAGUGAAAUGAACCAACCACUGAUUGUUCUGACUGUUGAAAUGAAGACGCGGUGAUGCAGCAGAGGCUCAUGGGAGUCGAGGGGGCGGCGGGUCGGGGGUCCGAGGUCUGGACACGAUCAGCAGCUGUUUGAGGCUCAAGCUGCGUUCAUGUCACGUGGGAUAAAUUCUUAUGUUUAUAAUUUAAAACAAUAUAAUACUAAACAUUAAAGUGACAUUCAGUGAUUGAUCUUCCACAACAGGCCGACGAGAAGCCUCUGGUUUUAUUUGUUUUGGUUCAGUUUAUUGGAGCAGAGUUUCAGGCGCUGUGUAACAAUGUUUCACUUGUUCUACAUGAACACAACAACGUUUCUAACACAAACUCAGGUUUGACUCUGUCGUGUCGACGUAGAACAAAGUGAAAAUCACUAACAAGAUAUCUUAUUUUAACGAGAUAUUUUGGUUUUCUAUCGUGUGCGACAACUAAAUGCGUCAAAUCCAGACGAGAGAAACUGGAACCUGAGACUUUUUGGCCUUUUUGCCAAAAUAAAACUGAAAAAUGUCACAAAAAAUUGUUUGCAGCUCUAAAAGAUAUUUUCUAUUUUUUCCCCAUACUUUACAGUAACUCCCACGUGAGAUGAACAUUUUCUUAAAGAUAAAUCACUGACGAGUUUGAGUUUCAACAUUAAACGUUCUGAAAGUUUUUCCAACAUCUCCAGAGACAAAGAAAAAAAAAAUCUGAUGAACAAAAGAUUUUUAACCCGUUUCCUAAACACAAACUGGAAAAAAAUAAAUCCAUUAUGGCGAACGCAAAUGUUACAUAUUGGAAAAUAAAUUCAAACAAACAUACCUGAUAUCAUUUUAAGAUUUUGUUGAGCUGUGUCCAGACCUCUGACCUCGCGGCGUCUAAUUGGCCCUCCGCCUCCAGCUGCUGCGUGCGGAGGCGUCGCAGCCCGGUGACGCCGACAGACUCCUAAUAACUUACGUGUGUGUAAAUAGCUGCGAGAAGAAAAACUAUUAGAGAGAAAUACAAAGGCGACUCUGCUGUUUGGCAUUUUGUAUUUAAAUUAUUUAUUUUUGUAGAUUUUGACCAACGAGCUCUGCUGUUACAGCCGUCACAGUCACGCUCUUUCUAUUGAAUAAAGAUUUCUAAGAGACUAAA